Molecule: messenger RNA, 1652 nt
Organism: Amphimedon queenslandica
Lineage: Eukaryota; Metazoa; Porifera; Demospongiae; Haplosclerida; Niphatidae
Exons: 10
Coding region: 89-1573 (494 amino acids)
Biological process (GO): signal transduction
Molecular function (GO): protein binding
Source: RefSeq, a predicted model, not a curated record
AAAUUUCUGACAAUCUUGGGUUCUAUUUGGAUUCCAAGGAGAGUACUGGAUUCCCGAGUGUGUCGGACCCCUCGGGUUGCUCUUGAAAAUGGUCUGUAACAAAGAUCUCACUUACGAGGAAUUCUUGGAUCAGAAACCACCACUACAAGAAGUUAUUGCUUAUAUCGAUAUUGAAAACGAAUGGCUUAUGUUAGGAGUAAUACUGGCACUGACCAAAGAUGCUAUAUAUCAGCUACCAAGGGGUACUAUCGCUGGAAAACCCGUAUCACUCCUCGAGUUGUGGUUGAAGACUCCUACUGCGAGCAGGAGACAAUUGCUGGAAGGAUUGAGGAAAGAUCCAGCUAAACAGGAUGCUGCUGAAAAUUUUGAAAGGCAUCUCAAUGACACUUAUGAGGCAGCAGAUUGCAAACAAGCGGAAUUGGAUAAGAAACCUGGAAGCUUUGUGUCAGGAAAGGAUAUAGCUAUGGUGGAACCAAAAGAAAACCAAUCACAUGUACCUGCAUCUGAUUCUGAGCAUAGAAUGAAGAUGAAAGAUUAUGAAAUUGAGAAUUUAAAAGAGAAGGAAAGUGAAUUAAAUUCUGAGAUUCGAGAGUUGCGAGCUAAUCUUGGAGCUAAUGAAGAAAAGCUAAACAAUAUUGUGAAGAAGAAGGACUCUGAGAUUGAGACUUUAAAUGCCACUAUUGAAAAGAAGGAAAGUGAGUUGCAAGCUACCAUUCUUAGUAAUGAAGAAAAGAUUAUUGAGAUUGAGGACAAAAUGAAAUUAUCCAUCAAAGAUAAGGAAAAUGAAUUUAAUUCUGAGAUUGAAGAGUUGAAAGCUUUUAUUCGUCGUAAAGAAGAAGAGAUUUUUGAAUCACAAGAGAAAUUAAAAAUGCACCAAAAGAUCAGUAAAAUGAAAGACCUUGAAAUUGAGAAUUUAAGAGCUAGGCUUGAAAGGAGAGAGCAAGAUAUAAAAUGGGGUAGUUUUGAAGUGCACCUUACCUCUCCAUCAGCAGAACAGUGUAAAGAUGUCCUAACAAGAAUAGAGGACAAACAUCAACACGUUUACCUCAGUGAUUCAUCUUCCAGUAUUGCUCAGUUGCUAGUGGGACCUCUGCUGCAAAUCAAAAAUAUUAGGAGUCUAUAUAUUUUCUCAACUCCUUUAACACAGCAAUUUUUUGACUUUUUCUCAUCUCAAAUUUCGGGUAAUGAUACAUUAGAGAGUUUGUAUCUCAAUCACAAUUCCAUUAGUGACGUUGGGGUCACUACUCUAGUGCAAUCAUUAAAACCUAACAGGAAACUUCAGUACUUAUCUCUUGAGUUUAAUACUCAAAUUACUUCACUCAGUGUUCCAUUACUUGCUGACCUUAUAUGUAGCAACUGCACAUUGUCUGUUCUUGAUGUUUCUAAUACUAGCAUUGAUGCUGAUGGAGUGCUGGAUCUGGUUGACUCUCUUAAGUUCAACACGAAACUCGGAAAGCUUGUAGUAGAUCAGAAACACAAAGCAAUAUGUUCUCAAUUUGUUGGCAGACUAGACUUUUCUUACAAAUCUACUACUGCUUAUGAAAAUUUUGGAACAACUAAAGUUGUAUCAUGAUUAAACUGAGUGCAUAGCAUUACAAUAUCAAAUUAUCAAUUUAAUCCCACCCUGUAGAUUAAUUUUUUGUUUUGUACUU